Lates calcarifer (barramundi perch) is the source of this 1287-nucleotide messenger RNA. It is a transcript of the gene cav4b, whose product is annotated as caveolin 4b. Gene Ontology annotation, biological process: caveola assembly. The transcript has 5 exons. The coding region runs from base 387 to 992 and encodes 201 amino acids. The record is from RefSeq and is a predicted model, not a curated record. Lineage: Eukaryota; Metazoa; Chordata; Actinopteri; Centropomidae. Gene Ontology annotation, cellular component: caveola. Gene Ontology annotation, molecular function: molecular adaptor activity.
ACACACACACACAUACACAAGGAGUGAGGGACACUAUACCACAUUAGCACUUCUGCCUCUCUAAGUCAGUGUCAAACACUGUAGGUGUCUGUGCGCCUCUGUAUGAGUUCUCAUAUGCCAGAUCAGCUCUGAGGGACAUUGUGAUUAAGCGGUUGAACUGAUCUCAUUGACAUUUUAGAUUAGCACUCUCUGCAGGGCUCCCCUGCCCCGUCUCUGUCACUGAUACAGGAUUAAGAUAACACUUUAAGUAAGAACAGGUGGUGGAGCCAGUGCUCAGCUCACUGUUACAUGCCUGCAAUCUGCUGCUCGACUGUACAUUAUGCGUGUGUAUGUGAGUGAGCACUGGUAGAUGUUACAGUUAAAAGCAAGAUCAGAAUGAAGUGAGGAUGAUGAUGGUGAGUGAUGACUGUCUGGUGGAGUGUAAGAUCGACGAUGACAGCGAUGGAGAUGAGGGAGGAGGAGAACAGAUGAACACUCCUCCUCCUCCUCCAGAGUUUGCAUCUAAAGCCUCCACCCCAGCACCCAAACCUCCGACCCCUCCCACAGUCCCCGCUACGCCCACACCUACCCAUCCUGUCAGCAGGGACCCUUAUGGCAUCAACAAGCACCUAAAGGUGGAGGUCAGUGACGUGCUGGCAGAACCUCCUACACCUCGUAGCAUAGACCUAGUGUGGCUUUACAGUGUCAUUGGCUUUGAGAGGGCUCGUAUCUGGACGUACCGCUGUCUUACCUUGCUGUUUGCUGUGCCCUUCGCUCUCCUCUGUGGCAUUUUCCUGGCCAUUCUCGCAAGUCUACACGUCUGGUUUGUGGUGCCUUGCAUACAGCUGAGCAACACCUUCCUUCCAUGCCUGCGCUCCUUGUGUAUGUGUGCUGUGAACUCUAUCAUCUCUCCUUUUUGUUUGUCUGUAGCACUCUGCUGCAGUCAAAUUGCCAUCUCACUGUCUAACAAGGACUGGCAUCAGGUGAGGGACAAAGAGGCCGCACCAGUGUGAGAAAUAGCAAGUGAUACUAAAUAAUUGAAUGACCAAGUGAGUGGCAGAGAGAGUGAGAGAAUUUUGUUUAAAUUUGCAUGUCUUUUUUAAAAUUUUUUAAUUGGCAGUUCUGUAACAUGGUAGUGUUACUAUUUGAUAUUUUUUUUUCUACAUGUAAAGCCAAUUCAGGAAAAUCAUUGUUAUUAUUAUUAUUAUUGCUAUUAUUAUUAUUGCUAUCAUUAUUGUCUUUCAUUGUACACUUAAGCUGCAAUUCUGUGUAUUAGGCUACCAAUAAAAUGUAAAAAAUCGUCAACAA